Rotaria socialis is the source of this 306-nucleotide messenger RNA. Lineage: Eukaryota; Metazoa; Rotifera; Eurotatoria; Philodinida; Philodinidae. The record is from the annotation of a GenBank genome assembly.
AUGACAACAAACGAUACCGAAGAUCUUAUUCCAUCAGCUUUUUUCAAUCGAAUUCUUCUCCAAUCAGGCCAAUAUUCAUCAUCGAACCCUCAACAACCACUGCUUCAACCUGAUACUGAAAAACUACUUGUUAAUUUAGCAUCAUUAUUUGCUCAAGAACUAGUUUCCAAAUCAUCGUCUGCAACACAAAGACGAAUAGGAACAUCGUCUUCAACUUCUAUAAAAGAAAAUGAUGUUAAUUUUGUUCUAAAACAUCAAUGGCCUAUUUACGAUAGUUCUUCUUAUAAUAAAAUACCUGACAGCUGA